This is a messenger RNA of Dicentrarchus labrax (European seabass), 2640 nucleotides long. RefSeq names its product tripartite motif containing 69 (gene trim69). The coding region runs from base 83 to 1804 and encodes 573 amino acids. The transcript has 6 exons. Lineage: Eukaryota; Metazoa; Chordata; Actinopteri; Moronidae. The record is from RefSeq and is a predicted model, not a curated record. Gene Ontology annotation, molecular function: protein binding; zinc ion binding.
GCUGUGGCUGCUUCUGCACCACCCCCUUCAUUUCCCCACAAUCAACAGGAAGACUGGAGGCCGGCAGAGAGCCACACUCUGCAUGAGAGGAAGGACGCAGAGGUCCAGCUGUACAGUCAGAACAAAGGAAAACAAUCAAGGCAAAGGAAUGAGCAAGAAUCAGAAAGAAGUGAAGAAAAUUCAGUCAGUUUAUCUGCAGAACUUGGAAAAACUAAACCAGGGGAUAAAGCCGGACAAGAAAAGUUGGAAACCAAAGGACGGAGACUUUGCUGUGCAAACAGCAAUGGAAAAGCUGCGACAGCCUCCCAUAGCUGGAAAGGUAACCAAAGGCUCAGCACACACAAACAGAAUCAGCAGAGACCUUACCUGCUCCAUCUGCUUGGAUCUUUUCAAGCAGCCAGUGUCUUUGCCCUGUGAUCACACCUUCUGCCAGGGGUGCAUUGAGGGUUACUGGACUGGUCCGCGGGGCCCCGGGCAGGGAGGCACAGGCUCCUGCCCUCAGUGCAGGAAGGUGUACCCCGGACAAAGCUACAGGCCCAACCGCAUUGUUGCCAACAUAGUGGAGAGCUAUUGUCAAGGUUUGGAGGAGAGUGGGACUGGACCCCGCCUGCCAGAUGUUGGGGUGGCAGAGAGGGUUCCUGCUCCGGUCCCACGCUGCAGCAGACACAGAGAGGAGCUGAAGCUCUACUGUGAGGAGGACCAGGAGCUGGUGUGUCUGGUGUGUGGUCUCUCCCAGGAGCACAGAAAUCAUACCAUGGCGUGUGUCCAGGAGGCUGAACAGAAGUACAGGGCAUCUCUGAACAGCUCCAUGGAUUCCCUUAAAGCUGAACUCAACACAGCGCUGCAGUACGACAGGGAAGCCGAGGAGGAGGUUAGAAAGCUCAAGGAGCACACGGCUGACCUGAAGCAGCGCAUUGAGGCCCAGUUCAGCGACCUGCACCAGUUCCUGUACCAAGAGGAGAAGCUGCUGCAGGUGAAGCUGAAGACAGAGGAAAGGAGAGAGCUGAUCCGACUGGACGAGCACAAGGCCCUGUUGUGCGUGGAGAUCUCUCGUCUGCAGAGAGCCGUCCACGAGAUAGAGGAAAAGCUGAAAGAGCAGGACCCGUUCACUCUGCUCCGGAGCAUCAAAGUCCUCCUCCAGAGGCCGUCGCUGAAGUUUGAGAAACCUGCGUUUACACCGCCCAGUCUAUGCGAGGGUCGGUUUGCAGGGCCCCUGCAGUACAGAGUGUGGAAAUCCAUGAAAGGGAGCAUUUAUCCAGUUCCAGCGGCCAUCACAUUUAACUCCAGCACGGCCAACCCAUGGCUCAGCCUGACCUCCUCCCUCACCUGUGUUCGCUAUCAGACCUUUAACCACACCGUGCAGGACAACCCUUACAGGUUCAAUGCUGCCCUGUCACUGCUCGGGAGCCAGGGCUUUACCCACGGACGCCACUACUGGGAGAUUGAAGUCUACAGCAGCACAGUCUGGACUGUGGGGGUGGCACGGGAGUCAGUGCCCAGAAAGGGAGUCAUCAAAGCCCUCCCAGCCAACGGCUUCUGGACUCUCUCCCUUUCUUAUGGCAUACAGUACAUGGCUGGCACUUCACCCCCAAAAGUCCUGUCCCUGGAGGAGCCACUAGCCAGGAUUGGAGUGUACCUGGACUACAAGAGGGGGCUGGUGUCCUUCUACAAUGCAGAGAGCAUGACACACCUCUACACCUUCAGAGAGACCUUCACCGAGACGCUGUACCCUUACUUCAACCUGGGCUUUCUUGAUAAAGUGCAUGAAAAUGAGCCUCUCAAGGUUUUCUUACCAAAGAUUUAAAACAACUGUGACAAAAAUACAACUGAAAAGGGAACAAAAGCAUAAAAAGUUACCAAACAAAUGUUCUUUGUUCUUUCUAUUGUACAGAAUUAGAUACAACAGACGAUUUGUAAUUGUGCAAUGUACAAUAAAUAUUAUAUCCAUCCAUUAGAAAUAGAUGUAUCUUAAAGUAGCCCUGUGCCUUUGUGGGCAUUGCAGCCUAUCUUUGCCUGUUACUGCCACCUGUUGAUCAGUAAAAUAGGGUGACACCAUUGGUAGGACUGUGUAUAUGCAUUCCCAAACAAAACAGGGACCUACUCGAUAUAAGAGGUCUAAAACUCCACAGGGAACCUUUACGUAACACAUUUGUAACACACAGUUCCGUUUGUAGACCGGAUCUACUGCCACUCAUUUCAUUUCAGAGAAGCUGUGCUUCAGUGAAGAAUGUGAAACUGUCUGGGUACCUGGCUGUUGUGAGAUUAAUGGAGUGUGCUAUUAUGUUUAUUUUAAUAAUUCAAUAAUCUUUCUUGUGCAUGAUACACUUAUACAUUCAAUAAAAUAUCACUCUAUACUGUGAUUGUUUUGGACGUGUUGAGGUUUUAGUUGAUUACAUGGGGUCAUAUCAUACUAAUGAGGUAUUCGGUACAUUCAGAGACCUCAGGAGAUGUUUAACCUUUUGAUUGGAGCUGGUAGCAGAACACUAAGAACAAGUCUUUUUUAUGUGAACAAAUGGUUAUAAUUUUGGAUAUCUACUUUGUACUUGUGCUAGAUGCAUCGACUGUACCAACUGUUCAUCCUGUUAAGUGGCACACACAGAAUUAUAUGGUUGUUAUUUUUAAUAAAAGCAUUUCUUCAAA